AUGCAACAGCAAAGCCGACUGCAGAAGAUCCAUGGCGAGGACCACGACCCCGUGCCGAAAUUCACGCGCGACACAGUCCGAUCAGUCAAAGCCUCUUGGGAGUUCUUUCUGGCAUGGAUUCGGAUUACUUGGUUUGACAUUUUGGUCAAUUCCGCGAUAGGCGGCGCCUCUCUCGGCAUUUACAAUGCUCCCCUCGCUGCAACUCGCAACUUUCCCGUCACUUUCAAUGGCUCGGGGGAUAUCGUCUAUCCGCAGUUUGCAUAUCCUGAUCGCGGAUGGAUCAUCGACACCUGGUUAUCCGCGCUGCUGUCUGUACUCAUCCCGAUAGUCGUCAUCCUCUUGGCCCAGUUCCGCGUGAAGAACAUCUGGGAUCUGAAUAACGGCAUCAUCGGUCUCAUAUUCUCCAUCUCGCUCGGGACGUUGAUGCAAGUCGUCAUCAAACAGCUCAUCGGCGGAUUUCGACCCUAUUUCCUUGCCGUCUGUAUGCCGGAUAUUUCACGAGCUGCCGCUAACAACAGGACCGGACUUAAUGCCGUGGGCUUCCAACAGAUCAUGUACUCGGUCGACAUCUGCACCCAACCGGAUUCAGCCAAACUGAAGAAUGCCAUGACCUCUUUCCCAUCCGGUCACUCGACAGCUGCGUUCGCAGCGUACGUCUACCUGUUCUUGUAUCUCAAUGCGAAGCUGAAGGUGUGGGCCAACUAUCGCCCUGCGCUCUGGAAGAUCGCCCUCACCUUCGCUCCGCUUCUCGGAGCACUUCUCAUCGCCUGCUCACUUACCAUCGACCAGGCUCAUAACUGGUAUGACAUCGUCGCAGGCAGCGCCAUCGGAAUCGCUGUGGCAUUUGGUUCUUACCGUGGAUGCUAUGCAGCCAUCUGGGACUGGCGUUUCAACCAUAUUCCCCUUCAACGACGAGAUCAAAUGGUUUAUUUCCCGGAAGACGGUACGGAAUAUCGAAACAUCGUGUUCACAAGAUCAGGCGGAUGGGGACAGACGGGGGAAGAGGCGUUGGAGAAGCAAACUCCCAGCCAGCGAAGCAGUGCUUCGUACGCAGCUCAGCCAAACGCUCCUCAAGUGGGGCCGGAGAGAGAAAUUCUGCCUUCACAGACACCACGUACACGAUACAAACAUCAUAGAAGAAACACUCAUCGGGAGGGAGAGGCAGUUUAA
Molecule: messenger RNA, 1170 nt
Organism: Colletotrichum destructivum
Lineage: Eukaryota; Fungi; Ascomycota; Sordariomycetes; Glomerellales; Glomerellaceae
Product: Putative phosphatidic acid phosphatase type 2/haloperoxidase
Exons: 2
Coding region: 1-1170 (389 amino acids)
Biological process (GO): phospholipid metabolic process
Molecular function (GO): phosphatidate phosphatase activity
Source: RefSeq, a predicted model, not a curated record